AUGUUAGUACGGAAUCAGUGUAGCGAGGUGCGGGAUUCCGGCCGCCCGUCGACGCGACCGGAACAGGAGUGCGUGGUCUCUGCAAGGCAAAACGCCCUCUGCGUCGCGCCGCCUCGCGUCCCUCCCUCUCUAGCCUCUCUGAUGCGCAUCACUCUGUCCCUCUCUAUCGGUUUGGUGCCUCACGCCUCCCAUGGGCGGCAGCGAUUUCCCGCCGUCAGCGGCCGCAACAUGGCCGUACCUCCGCUAAUCGCUCACCAACGUAUGACCAUCACCGUCUUCAUCAACAUGAUGAAGGUUCAUCAGGAGCUUUUCAAUACCGCAAUAAAAUCAAAGGCAACUUCUAGAAUGUCAUAA
This is a messenger RNA of Pieris macdunnoughi, 354 nucleotides long. The record is from the annotation of a GenBank genome assembly. Lineage: Eukaryota; Metazoa; Arthropoda; Insecta; Lepidoptera; Pieridae.